Cricetulus griseus (Chinese hamster) is the source of this 6242-nucleotide messenger RNA. The record is from RefSeq and is a predicted model, not a curated record. Lineage: Eukaryota; Metazoa; Chordata; Mammalia; Rodentia; Cricetidae.
GACAUUUUCCUUUACCAUUGGUUGUGUUGCUUUCAGACAACACAAAAAUGACAGUGAGAUAAGGAAAUUGAUUGACACCUGGAAGAGGAGUGACUUUUCUUUGGCAAAAGAUUUGAUUAUAAGUUGUAGUUAAAUUCAACUUUGACAGAAGAAACAUCACCAGAACUUUAUUAAGAAUGGAUUCUGAUAAUAAACAUGAAAAUGAUGAGGAUGAGGAAGCAAGAGACAUGAAAAGCAUUUCAUCCCAUGAUGCCAUUUGUGGGCCUGUAUCUGAUGGGAUAGCAAAUGCCUCUGAGAAUUUUACAAACAAAAGGGGCUUGUCAGAGUCAUCCAGCUUGGACAGUGUUGCUGUGGAGGAAGACAGAAGUGAACUUGCUUCCAAACGGAUGAGAAUAGAGGUGGUGGAGCCCCUUGAGAUGGGAGAGCAGGGCACCUGUGGGUUGGACACUGUGGAAGCUAGUGUCCAUUCAGCUGAAGCACGGAAGGAGGCCUUUCCGACCAUCAGCUCAGAUGGAGGCAGAGCCCUUCCCAGUGACUUCUCCCCGUCCUGCGAUUUUAGCAUGUUUGAUACGCUUCCUUUGAAAGCAGAUGCAGUGAGAAAGCCUGCUCAGGAAAUGAGUUCCCUUGUUCCUGAAAGACACACUCCUUUUCCUCCAGAAGAAAUGAGCAUUGGUUGUAGCUUUGGAAAUGCAGAGUCAGUUCUCAAGUGCAGCAUGUGUGGCCAUUCAUUUUCCUCUUGCUCUGCUUUGGAGAAGCAUGUGGAAUGUCACGUGGAACAGGACAAGGAAUGUGCCUGCUGCCACUGUAGCCACAGAGCAGAGAGCAGCUCAUCUCCUCCUCACAUGCAUGUCAAACAUACUCAUGGGCCACAGAAAACCUUCUCCUGUGACCUCUGUGGCUUCCAGUGUGCCGAAGAAAACCUGUUGAAUGCACAUUAUCUUGGCAAAACACAUCUUCGGCGUCAGAAUCUUGCUGCUCGUGGAGGAUUUGUACAAAUCUUAACAAAACAACCUUUUCCUAAAAAAGCCUGUGUCAUGGGAACAAAGAAUGUUAGAACAAAACCUAGGGCUUCUAAAUCAAUUGCAAGGAAUGGGGAUUCAAAAGGAGUGCAGAAUACUGGGAACAAAUUUAAAGACUGCAGAGGAGCCCCUUCUGAACGUAAUGGUGGGAGGAGUGAGCUGCUUGUCCAAAUGGUGCCAUCUAGGAAUACCUCCUCAGGGAAAGGAGAAAUUGUUGAGGAAAAUGCUACUUUAGGUGUAGUUCAAAAUCCUGAAAACCAGAAUAAACAGCUAGGGGGCUUAGUCAGCUCAGAGGGUCUUUUAGGUAAGUCAGAGCCCAUCAGAAAUACCCUCCAGAUAGCUCAUAUUAGCAUCAGUGCCACCUCAAGGCCAAGAUCUGAGAGGAAUAUCCUAAUGUUGGGUAACAGCUUUCGCAGACGAAGUGGUACUUUUACUUUAAAGGGCCAGGCAAAGAAAAGGUAUAAUCUUCUAGGAAUUAAUAAAAGGAGUGCAAGUGAAACUCAGAGGGUGUAUAUGAAACACUUUAGAACACAGAUGAAAACAAAUGACACGCAGCCAGUGACAGAGCAACUUCAAAGGAGCAAGGAUGUCCAAAGUCUGUGUGUGACUACCUCAGAUGACCCAAAAGUGAUGCAGAACAAGACAGCUUCCUGUUUUUCAGACUCCACACAGCUUGGCUCCCUGCCAGUAAAGCCAGCUUCUGACCUCCAGGUCCUGUGCACCUCUCCAGAGUGUGGUCAUAUAGCUGCAGACAAGACAGACUUGGAAAUUCAUGUUAAAGGGUGCCAUGCAAGAGAGAUGCAGUUUCACUGUCAGACUUGCAACUAUUCUAGUCCAUCAAGGAAAGACUUAGAGAAACACUUGCACAGUAAUCAGCAUCAGGACAUGACUCCUGUCCUCAGCUGUCAGUGUUGUUCCUUCAUUUCCUUGAAUGAAAUGAGUCUUAGAGACCAUAUGAAGGAAAAGCAUAGCAUGGGCUUUUUUUGCACCUCUUGUAAUCUCUUCUUGUCUGAGAAAGAUGUGGAAGAACACAGAGCAACUGAGAUGCAUAAUAGCUUAGUGGUUCAACCAAAGAUGGCGUCUGUUUCACCUUUAAGUACUUUAGAAUCAGAAAACAUGGACGAUUCUAGAGAAGAGUCAGGGAAAGCAGCUAAGGCAGAUCCCACUGAGUUGAGAGUAAGCCAUGGAACUGAAGCAAGGCAUUCAAGUAAGCCUCAAUUUCAGUGUAAGAAGUGCUUUUAUAAAACAAGGUCUUCCACUGUCCUCACAAGACACAUAAAGCUUCGGCAUGGUCAAGACUACCACUUCCUUUGUAAAGCAUGUAAUCUGUAUUCACUGAGCAAGGAAGGAAUGGAGAAGCACAUUAAAAGAAGCAAACAUCUUGAAAAUGCUAAGAAAAAUAAUAUUGGUUUAAGUUUUGAAGAGUGUAUUGAAAGGGUAUGCAUAGGUGCAAAUGAUAAAAAAGAGGAGUCUAACAGUUCUGGGAGUGGAAGGCCCGAAGGCCAUGUUGGUGUGAGAUUACAGGAGCCUUUCCAUCGUGAGCAGAGUUUGCUAACUCCUAAGGAACUGCCACAGUCUGAUGUCAUCACCAAAGAUGAGGAAUUAGCCUUAGCCACUACUCCAAAGAGAGGGAGGCCCAAAGGCAGCAUUUCUCGGACUUGUUCACACUGUGGACUUUUGGCCUCUAGUAUUACAAAUUUGACCGUGCACAUCAGGCGUAAACACAGCCACCAGUAUAGUUAUUUGUGCAAAGUAUGUAAGUAUUAUACUGUCACUAAAGGAGAUAUGGAACGACAUUGUGCCACCAAGAAACAUAAAGGACGGGUAGAAAUAGAAGCAAAUGGGAAACAGAGUUCAGAUAUAAUUGUUGGCCCAGAAGGGGGUAAUCUUGAAGCAUGUAAAAAGAAUGCCCCUCCAGCAGUGACUGUUUCUGACGAGCAGGCUAACAAAUCCACAGAGUCGGAUACAUCUACUUUAGAUAAGCCAGUGGUUGAUUGUGCAAGUGCAGUAGAAGUUGAAGCUGCAAGUGCAUUUCAUUCUGUAGAGGGAGAAGUUAGCAGUCAACUCUCUGAUAAAAGGGGGCAGAUGUCUCUAGAGACAGAGGACCUUCUGCAGCAGAGUGAUGCAUGCUCUCAGAGAGAUGUUGCAGGUUCAGGUGACAAUAAAUGUGUCCACUGUGAGUUCAGUGCCCACUCUGCUGCUUCACUAGAACUGCACGUGAAAAGGAAGCACACCAAAGAGUUUGAGUUUUAUUGUAUGGCUUGUGAUUACUACGCAGUGACGCGCAGAGAAAUGACGAGACAUGCUGCAACGGAGAAGCAUAAAAUGAAAAGGCAGUCUUACCUCAACUCUUCCAGUGCGGAUGCAGGUUCUUCAGAAAUGUCCAAAAGCAUCCUUCUGAGUCAAGAGGAGCAUUCCCAAAACCCCGAGGAAUUGAAAAUAACACCAGAUCAGUCAUGUGGUACUCUCAAAUCUGGAAAUGCUGCAGGCUGUUCUGUUCUAGAUGAGAAUACUAAUUUAGAUAUGUCUAAAGUACUCUGUGCUACUGACUCAGUGGAGAUUGUGCCUGAGGAAGAUCAUUCCUUUUGUGAGACCUUGCAACAGCCCCUUGUUAAGGACAAAAGUAUAAAACCCCGAGAGAUAGUGUCCCUUAGUACUCCCUCUAAUCAUGGCUUCCCAGACUGUCUUCAAAAUGAAAAUCCAGGAAGCUCUGCUGUGGACUGUGAGACAGCAAAGAGAAAGCACGGCAUGUUGAAUGAUGCUGGUGACUUAAGCACACACUGUGAAGAUGAGGGAGGCAGCGCUGAUGAUAGUGCAAGGAAAGUUCCGGACAAGACCCUCUGUUCUGGAGACUUAGAUGGGGGCCACUCAGCUGCAGCUACUUCCCCUGUUGUGCUGAAAAUACCAAGAGAUCAUCUGCACCUGGAUGGUGGCGACCAAAACAAAGUUGGAUGUGAACAGAGUUCAGAAGAUUUCAAACAUGUGCAUGCAUCUGUUGUCGAGAAGAAGGAAGUUCUGAUGAAUUCGAAACAUAGAACUGAAAGUGUUUUGGAAGAAGAUGGCCCAGCUUCUGAUGACACAGUUGACAGUAAUGAUGUUUAUGAAACUAUAAUAAGUAUUGAUGAUAAAGGGCAAACCAUGUACAGUUUUGGCCGGUUUGAUUCUUCCAUAAUUAGAAUAAAAACUUGUGAGGAUGGUGAGUUAGUAGAUCAGUCAGAAGAAGGGCUAAUGGCUACAGGGGCGAGAGUUAGUGAAUUGCCCCUAAAGGAAAGUGCUCAAGGCUUGAAGAGGAGGAAAGUUGAAGGCAAUUCCUUUGGCGAGUCCACACGAAUCCGAUGUGAUGAUUGUGGUUUCUUAGCAGAUGGACUGAGUGGGCUGAAUGUUCAUAUAGCCAUGAAGCAUCCUACAAAAGAGAAACACUUUCAUUGUUUACUUUGUGGAAAAUCAUUCUAUACUGAGAGCAACCUUCACCAGCAUUUGGCUAGUGCUGGUCAUAUGAGAAAUGAACAAGCCAGUGUAGAAGAGCUUCCAGAGGGAGGAGCCACUUUCAAAUGUGUCAAGUGUACAGAGCCCUUUGAUUCUGAACAGAAUUUAUUUCUGCAUAUUAAAGGGCAACAUGAGGAAUUGCUGCGAGAGGUAAAUAAGUACAUAGUGGAAGACACCGAGCAAAUCAAUCGAGAGAGGGAAGAAAACCAAGGGAAUAUCUGCAAGUACUGUGGGAAGAUGUGUCGGAGUAGCAAUUCCAUGGCCUUCCUGGCUCACAUUCGGACUCAUACAGGAUCAAAACCGUUCAAGUGCAAGAUAUGCCAUUUUGCCACAGCUCAGCUCGGAGAUGCCAGAAACCACGUGAAAAGGCACCUUGGGAUGAGGGAGUACAAGUGUCACGUCUGUGGGGUUGCUUUUGUAAUGAAGAAGCACUUAAAUACUCACCUACUAGGCAAGCAUGGAGUUGGCACCCCAAAGGAAAGGAAAUUUACAUGCCACUUAUGUGACAGAAGUUUCACAGAGAAGUGGGCCUUGAACAACCACAUGAAACUCCACACGGGAGAAAAGCCGUUUAAGUGUACCUGGCCCACAUGUCACUACUCAUUCCUCACGGCCUCUGCGAUGAAAGACCACUACAGGACGCACACAGGCGAGAAGUCGUUUCUCUGUGACCUCUGCGGCUUUGCUGGUGGGACCCGGCACGCCCUCACCAAACACCGCCGGCAGCACACAGGAGAAAAGCCUUUCAAAUGUGACGAGUGUAACUUUGCCUCUACGACACAGUCACACUUGACUCGUCAUAAGCGUGUGCACACUGGAGAGAAGCCCUACAGGUGCCCUUGGUGUGACUACAGGUCAAACUGUGCUGAGAAUAUCCGCAAACACAUUCUACACACGGGCAAACAUGAAGGUGUCAAGAUGUACAACUGCCCAAAAUGUGACUAUGGGACAAAUGUCCCUGUGGAAUUCCGAAACCACUUGAAAGAGCAGCAUCCUGACAUUGAGAACCCUGACCUCGCAUACUUGCAUGCCGGUAAGGAAUGGAAACUAUUAAAGGGCUUGUGUUGUUGUUUGUUUAACAGGUUCUCCUUUCAUUUACCACAGUAUUUUCAAAGCUGUUUGUAGAUUACUGUGACUACAUGAAUCCAGUGUUGAUGGAGUCUGGCCCUGUGUGGAAGUUCAUCUUGCUCCUUCCACACUCUAUGUGGAAAUAUAGGCCCUUUCACCUGUAUUUUAAUCACAUAUGCAAAUCGAGCAAAAGUAUUGUAGGACAUCAAAGCUAAUAGCAGAUAUUUAAAACAUAGUCAGAUACUGAUGUUAGAAUUUCUUUUGAACUUUGUUUUUAUUGAUAAUAGCGCUUAAUUUUUUCAGUAGAUUUAUGAUUUAAAAUGUUACACUGUAUUCUUUGUACCUCUGUUUUCCCAUAAAAACCUGGAGGUUGGAAGAAUGUGGCUGAGGAAGUACCUCAAGCACCUUGGAGGUUACAAGGCCCUCCUUUCCCAAAAGUCAGCAGAAGAUAACCCUAGUGAUGGCAUGGCUGCCUGGUAUCAUGUAUCGCAGCGACUCUAGGUAAAGCAAAUUGGUUCCUGUUGCCCAGCUUUUUAUUUAAUUGAAAAAUGUCCGAGUAUAGAAUCUGCUAUACACAAAAGGAACCACUGGGCUGCAGAUAUAGUGUUCUGUUUAAGGAGACAGUGUAGACAAGUGUCCUGUCCCGUGGCCCUAACAGCACCAUGUGCA